AUGGCUGACACUAUAAAGCUGCCAGUCAGGAAGAAGGACGUGUCGGAGGUGGUGGGCGGGGACUGUGUGUCGGCCAGGAGCGGGCAGAACCGGACGGUGAGCCAGCCAGGGGAGCACUUCACCACCCCUUGUGACCGAACUGCGCAGGGCCUCUGUAUCCAGGGAAACCAUCACCAUGACAACACAAGGUGCCCUGGCUUUCAGGAUGCUCUGGCGUCUGCGGGUAUCGGCAGCGAUGGCGGGCACUGCUUCAGCGGCACCCCCCGCCAGCCACCGCACAUCAAGCAGGAGAGCCCGGUGAGGUACAAAAUCCCGUCCGGGGUGCCGUCCGCCCCCGAGCCUCUCUCGGGCAGGGCCGGCGCGGGUUCGAGCGCAGGGCUGGCGAGCCUCCCCCCACCCGAGAUCGAGCUGACCCACGGCGGCUUCGCCAGCGCGCUGUCGUCCUACCCGUUCGGGAACGAGGGCGGGCCCGUCCCAGCGCUGCUGUCCCCCGCCGACCCCCGCCACUCCGCCCGGCUGCUCCACACGGGCAGCCUGAAGAGGCGCUGCGUCUCCAUGGCCCCCGCCGCCAGCACCGCCGCCGACGGCAUCGACAUCACCGCCAUCAUCUGCUCCUCCCAGAUGUCCGUGGUGGCCUGCGUCAACGCCGGCGCCCCCUUCCUGCGGACGCCGGGAGUGCAGCGGAGGCUCCCCCCACACAGCCCCCAGGCGCCCGAGGAGGGCUGCGGCCUGCCCUCGCCGGCCGCCUCCGAGCCCGGGGAGCCCGACCGCGCCCACUGCGAGAGGCCCCUUCCCAUGCAGGAGGCGCCGCGGCCCCUCCCCCCGCCGGGCCCCGACCCGGCCGACGGCUUCAGCGUGGUGGUGAACGGCGUGCUGCAGCAGGGCCUCCUGGAGGGCUGCCAGAGGGGGGGCGCCCUCAAACAGGAGCCCCUGGACGAGCUGUCGCACAGCGAGGAGGAGCUCUUCCACCACCCCCGCCACAGCCACCGACACCAUCCCCUCCACACCGGCCUGCCCCCGCCCUACCACCUCCACCAGUACAUCAGCCCCUCCCCAGGGGCCCUGCUGCACCUGCAGGGCCAGCCCCCCGCCUCAGCCCUGCCCCACAAGCCCUCAGGCCUGGCCGCCGCCCCCGAUAGUGAGGAGGCCGGCGAUCAGCAGACCUGCCGCUGGAUUGACUGCAGCGCCACCUACGAGCAGCAGGAGGAGCUGGUGAGGCACAUCGAGAAGGUGCACAUCGACCAGCGUAAGGGCGAGGACUUCACCUGCUUCUGGGCCGGGUGCGUCCGCCGCUACAAGCCUUUCAACGCCCGCUACAAGCUGCUCAUCCACAUGAGAGUCCACUCCGGAGAGAAGCCCAACAAAUGCAUGUUUGAGGGCUGCAACAAGGCCUUCUCGCGGCUGGAGAACCUGAAGAUUCACCUGCGCAGCCACACUGGGGAGAAGCCCUACCUCUGCCAGCACCCCGGCUGCCAGAAGGCCUUCAGCAACUCCAGCGACCGGGCCAAGCACCAGCGCACACACCUGGACACGAAACCAUACGCGUGUCAGAUCCCCGGCUGCACCAAACGCUACACGGACCCCAGCUCCCUGCGCAAGCACGUCAAGGCCCACUCCGCCAAAGAGCAGCAGGUCCACAAGAAGGUGCAGUCCUGCCCCCACCUGGAGCCGGACGUCCUGAGUGAGUGUCUGGCGAUGCAGCACCUCCAUGGCUCCGCCCCCUCUCAGCACCUGCACAACGGGAAAGCCGCCAGGUCUCCUGGACUGGGCCAUGACAUCUUCACAGGGAUGUACGCUGGCUCCGGCGGCCCCCACAGCAGAGCCACAUCUGGCCUCCUUCCUUCCGCCCCCGACCUGUCUGUCAGGCCUCUGGGCCUGGAGGGGAGCGUGAGCAGCCCCCACAAUCAUCUGUCACCCCCGUCCACCGUGGACAGCAGCCGGGAGGGGUUGGCUGGCCCCCUCCUGUCCUCCAGGAUCAGUCCAGGUGCCCCCCCGCCUCCGCUGGACAAGCACAGCUCCACUACUGACCAGCAGCACAAACCCUACACCCACUUCCACGACCCACCUGCACAUGAAGGCUACCAGGGUAGCUUUCAGAGCUGCUUCCAUUACAGAGAUAGUUACAGAAUGGAGCCGGGGGUCAGCGAUGUCCACAUACCCCAGGACUCUCACUGCUUUAACCAGCACCGGCCCAACGGGUACGCUGUGACCUCCUCCGCCGGCUCCACUGAAGGGUUCGGCAUGGUCCAGGACAUCCAUGUUGGGGCAGGGCAGGAGUUCUCCCCCAGCCCAGAGGAGAGCGUCUUCUUCCAGGUGGGCGGGUUUGACCGCUGCCUGAGUCAGAUCUCCUCUGUGUACACGGAAACAUGAGGCCCCGGGUUCGACACACCCAUGCCCCGCCUCUCGCUCCUGCAAGCCCAACAGUGUUACCUUUCUUCCUUCCUCCUUACCGUUUCAAAACCAUGCCUGUCUCUCUCCGCUGUUUCCGCAACAACUACACGUAUACACGCUGAAAAUAUAUCAUUUGGCUUUAUUGUUUUCUUGUUGAAAAGAGAUAUUUUGCUCACUAUUGCAGGUGCUGAAGCAGUUUUUUUUUUUUUUUUUCUUUUCUGUUGCAUGCCGGUUUUUGUUUUUUGCACAGCUGUGGUUGGGGGAGAGUGAGGUUAAAGUCAGACAGCAAUCCAGAAACAUUCAAAUCAAUUUC
Messenger RNA from Megalops cyprinoides (Indo-Pacific tarpon), 2704 nucleotides. It is a transcript of the gene glis1a, whose product is annotated as zinc finger protein GLIS1. Gene Ontology annotation, molecular function: DNA-binding transcription factor activity, RNA polymerase II-specific; RNA polymerase II cis-regulatory region sequence-specific DNA binding. The record is from RefSeq and is a predicted model, not a curated record. Lineage: Eukaryota; Metazoa; Chordata; Actinopteri; Elopiformes; Megalopidae. The coding region runs from base 1 to 2370 and encodes 789 amino acids. Gene Ontology annotation, biological process: regulation of transcription by RNA polymerase II. Gene Ontology annotation, cellular component: nucleus. The transcript has 11 exons.